ACUACAAUAAUAUAUGUAUACUUAUUACACUCAUUCAACACAUAUAUUUAAGUAAAUUUGCAUGUGUUCUGUCAUGUUGAAAGCGAUAAUCUUCCAACCGAUCUCCACCUUCUGAUUUAUUCUAACAAAAACCAGUCCACCAUCACUCAAACCUAUUUCCCACAUCUCUUACAAAAACUUCUCAAACCUUAUUUCCUCUAACUAACUAUAACACCAAAAAAAAAAAACACAAGUAGCACCACCUUAAAGCAUGUCGGUAAAAGAAUGCGACCACCACAAAGGAAAGAAACACAAACUCUUCAAGAAGAUUUUCUGGGGAAUAAUAAUCUUCUUAUUCAUCAUACUAGUCACAAUUCUUAUCAUAUGGGCAAUCUUAAAACCCUCUAAACCUUCUUUCAUUCUCCAAGACGUUACCGUUUACGCUUUCAACGCCACAGUUCCAAAUUUCCUCACUUCAAAUUUUCAAGUCACAGUUUCUUCACGUAACCCCAACGACAAAAUCGGUAUCUACUACGAUCGUCUCGAUGCUUACGUCACUUACCGGAGUCAGCAAAUUACUUACCGGACCGCCAUACCUCCGUCGUAUCAAGGCCAUAAAGAUGUCGACGUUUGGUCACCGUUUGUUUACGGAACUAACGUCCCUGUUGCUCCUUAUAACUUCGUUGGUUUAAGUCAGGAUCAAACUAACGGUAACGUCCUUGUUAUCGUUAAACUUGACGGAAGGGUUAGGUGGAAGGUUGGUGCUUUUAUCUCUGGUCAUUACCAUCUUUAUGUCCGUUGUCCUGCUUUUAUUACUUUUGGUCCUCAGAGUAACGGAAUUGCUAUCGGAGAUAACGGCGCCGUUAAGUAUCAGUUGGUUCAACGGUGUACCGUUAGCGUUUGAUUAUUGAUCAACGUUGUUCAGUUCAGUCAACGCCGUUAAGUCCUCUGUUCUUCUCUGCUCCUUGGUGCGGUGAUAUAUUACUCUGUUUAGUAUAUUGUUUACAUUUACAUACGAUAUUUUUCGUUUUUAUUUUAUUACACGUGUUCAUUUUUAUUUUCAUCCACGGUAUUUGAAAUUGUACAUUUUGUUGUUAUAGAAUACUAAUAAUUAUGUACUUGGAGCUAUAUGAAAAAUUGAUGGAGGAAACAGAGAUGUACUAGAGAAAAUUUGCAAAUAUGUAUUGUAAUACUUGCUAUUUUAGCUAAAUCAAUACAUUAAUAAAUAAAUUUUUUGUGUCAAUUUGGAUA
Messenger RNA from Cicer arietinum (chickpea), 1230 nucleotides. Its product is annotated as NDR1/HIN1-like protein 1. NCBI's taxonomy places the organism in Eukaryota, Viridiplantae, Streptophyta, Magnoliopsida, Fabales, Fabaceae. The record is from RefSeq and is a predicted model, not a curated record. Gene Ontology annotation, biological process: defense response to other organism. Gene Ontology annotation, cellular component: plasmodesma; plasma membrane.